AUGUCGUCCCAGGCCAUUGUAGCAUGUCGCGACAUCAUGCUGUCCAUCCACCGGUAUUUGGAACCGCGAGACUUCAUUUCCAUGCGACGGACGUGCAAAUCGUUCCACAAGCUAUCCAAGAUGAAGAUCCUGUGGAUCUAUGCAGUACAGGAUUUAUACCAUCGUCAUGGUCUUCAAAAUUACGUCGCCCAAUUCUCGCUCGAGAAGAUGUCCUUGGCAGAUCUUGAGCGGCUUGCUCUCUCUCCUUCCCGUUUCUUGGACUGGAUGAGACGUGGACACUCCAAGUUCAUCCCCAAAUUCGAGAACUUUGAAGUCUUACGCCCGCCGCGCUUUGUUGCUGUCGAAUUUGAAUUUGCGUUUAUGGUACCCGGAGGCCGCUUUCUGGUGACUACUUCCCGUUCGAGGGCAUAUGACGAUGGAGGAGAAACUGCGGCCUGCUUGUGGGACUUGGGGUAUGGAAAGAAGCAUCGUAUGAAACGACGCCCGGUUGCCCAUGUCAUAUUCCCCCCAGACUUCCGGACUACGAGUAUCGCUGCAACAUCCUCGAGUCGUGUCGUGCUUUGCGGCGUGUUUGAAGAGUCAGUCUGUUUCCUUCACAAUGAUCUUCCGUCACAUUCCUGA
Molecule: messenger RNA, 621 nt
Organism: Coprinopsis cinerea okayama7#130
Lineage: Eukaryota; Fungi; Basidiomycota; Agaricomycetes; Agaricales; Psathyrellaceae
Exons: 2
Coding region: 1-621 (206 amino acids)
Molecular function (GO): protein binding
Source: RefSeq, a predicted model, not a curated record